AUGAGCUGGUUUCCCAUUGGGCCAGACGAUUCUGGCGGCUGGCGUCUCGACAUUGUCGGUCUGCUAGCUGUUACUGGCGAAUCUUUCAUACAUGAUCAGGCCGAGGCCAUUACGUCCUCUGCGACAUGUCUUCUUCCUCGUCUGAUGCCGGCCCCCCAAGCGCUUAUGAGAGCACGCCGGCCUGUGGCGCUGGAAUCUGAGACUGCCAAGGUCUGCGGCGUAUACUCAGGCGUCACGAUGGAUACACUGGGCUUUUUCGCCAAUCUCAUACACCCACUGGAUGAGUUGGCGCCAUUCUCUUUCAAGGUUCUGAGAAUUGUUUACACUGCGGACCUAGUGCCAGUAAGGCGAGGAGAAGCCGUCGACGACCUGGACAACGGCGGCGAAACCCCCAGACUCCGUCGCGCGAAGACAGUCCACGGGGCGUUGUCAAACUUUACGUCAAACUCCCCUUUAUUUGAAAGUGCGAACAAGGAUGUUGGAGCAGUCCUGUACUCGCCGUUGAACAUUGUUGCGUUUUCUAGUUUUCUGCUCACCAUUGGCCUCGUCGGCGCCGCAGCCUACUGGAAUGAUGGAACUGCGUUGCUCGGCAUGGCAUUGAUUAGUCUAUCCACCAGUAUCAUUGGAUGGGCCGGAUGGUGGCGCACCAAUAUCAGAUCUCGGCGGUCUUUUUCCAAGGUCCCUGAUGGGGACGUGGUCAUAAGAUCACGCGAAGGUGCGUUUAUUCUGGUCAAGUGCUCCGAAGCAAUCGCGCGCGAGCUCUACGCUGGGAUCCAAGAGUGCCAUCAUCGAAUACAGGCUCGCGCAUACCGCAUUUUUAUGAUGAUCGGCGCUCUAUGCAUUAUGCCAGCGGUAGUUCUAUUUGGCAAUUGUACUUUUAACAUGCAGAUCCUGGUCGGAGCGUCGUAUAUGAUUUUGAACCUCGUCUACUGGUUGAUUGGUAUCCUACCUAGGCGUUAUCACUGGGAUUUAAGCAGAUACACAGUUGAGGAUAUCACACCAGACGACGCCCGUAACGCCCACACAGUCACAGAUGAGAAUGAUCCACAUGAGGGUAUGCGAUCUUUCACAAGGACCUUGUGGUUUGUCAUUCGUGAGACGAAGAGGACCGCGUGGGUAGUGCGCAGUGGAUCAGCACCGAGUACUCCGCAGUGGAGGGCAUGGCUUGAUGAGGCCGAGAGUGCAGCAUACAAAACCGAUCGGAAAUGGCGGGCUGUAAGAAGGAAAGACGAAACAAUGGUCAUGUCCAGUGAGGAGUUGUCGCGAGCCCAGACGACUCACGGUAAUUAG
This is a messenger RNA of Neoarthrinium moseri, 1290 nucleotides long. RefSeq lists its product as uncharacterized. The transcript has 5 exons. The coding region runs from base 1 to 1290 and encodes 429 amino acids. NCBI's taxonomy places the organism in Eukaryota, Fungi, Ascomycota, Sordariomycetes, Amphisphaeriales, Apiosporaceae. The record is from RefSeq and is a predicted model, not a curated record.